GCCGGGGUCUCUGCCGCCGCCGGCAAGCCGCGCAGAGGGUGGGGUGGCCGGGCGGCGCGGUGGGCGUUGAUCCCCCCCUCUCGCUCGCGGUCCCCGCCGCCCCCUCCCACUCCCCCGCCCGUUUCUCUGCCGGCCGGCCGCGCUCCUCGCCUCCCUGCCCGGGCGGGCGCGGCCAUUGCGGCCCCCGGCUGGGCGGGCAGGAGGAUGAUCACCAACACGCGGGGCUUCCUUUGGUCGGACCUGGAGACGCGGGCGCUGCUGGAGAUCUGGGGGGAGGCGGACGUGCAGAGCGCGCUGGACGGCAACUUUCGCAACAGCCAUGUGUACCGGGACGUGGCCUGCCGCCUGGCCGAGCUGGGCUUUGAACGCACCCCGGAGCAGUGCCGCAUCCGCAUCAAGGGCCUCAAGCGCCAGUACUACCAGGCCCGCGAAGGACUCAAGAAGAACGGGCACGCCCGCAAGAUCUGCAAAUACUACGAAGAGAUGGACCGCAUUCUCAGCUGCAGGCAAGGCGGGCACGGCCUGGAGGGGCACGGCGUGGCCGAGCGGCCUCUGACCCCCGCGGGGGUGAUGGUGGUGGCGACGGCGACGGCGGCCGGAGACGAAAGCCACCACCAGCCCGCCAUGGUGCUCGCCGCGCCCCCUUCCGCCAGACAGAGCGGCCUCCGCAACAGCCGCCAGGCGGACUUGGAGGAGCAGGACGACGACGACGACGACGACGACAAGGAGGAAGACGAGGAUGGUGGCGAGCUGGAGUCUUCCCCGCCGGACAACUUCCAGGACGACUCGGGCGAGUGCUCUUCUUACGCCGACCACGCCAUCAAAGUGGAAUGCCCCCCCUUCGCCAUCCCGCUACCACCUGCCGAAAGUUUUAAACAAAUUAAUGCUCACACCAAUGCACCACCGUUAUUAUCUCAGGCUAAAAGAUCAAAAAAGCGACAUGCAAAUUUAACACUGGACAAAAUGAUGGAAAAGUUUUUGCAACAAAGUAUGGAUACUGAAGAGAAGUUUUAUAAAUAUGAAGAACAACGACUUAAAAUUGAAGACAAACGACGUGAAGCAGAGCAUGCCAGGGAGCUCCAGAUGUUGCAGAUGUUGGGACAGAUGUUAGCAGGAAUCUCUUCCACAGUAUCACAAAGGUCCCAGUUUGUACCAAGUAAUCCUUCGCAAAGAUCAAAUCACCGAUCGUAUGGAGAAAAUUUUAACUAUAAUUCUGUGACAGCAACAUUAUCUCCACCCAUAGUUAUAGAGAGAUCUUUUUCAGUUCACAAAACACAUUCCAUAAAGGAAAUGGAAAAUAUAUUUCAAUUGGUGCGAAAUGUUAUUCCUCCUUUAACUGCCAAAAAACAUAAAGGCCAAGAUGGACGAAUAGGAAUUGUUGGAGGAUGCCAAGAGUAUACAGGGGCACCAUAUUUUGCUGCAAUUUCUGCUCUCAAAGUGGGGGCAGACCUAUCACAUGUAUUUUGUACCAAAGAUGCAGCAACUGUAAUAAAAUCUUACAGUCCAGAGCUUAUAGUUCAUCCAGUUCUUGACAGCCCUGAUGCUGUGCGUGAGGUAGAAAGCUGGUUACCACGACUUCACUCAGUUGUCAUUGGACCAGGUUUAGGAAGAGAUGAUUUAUUACUUGAACAUGCCAAGGGCAUUAUAGAAAAAUCCAAGGUCAAAGGAAUUCCUAUUGUAAUUGAUGCUGAUGGUUUAUGGCUCAUUGCCCAACAGCCUUCUCUUAUUCAGGGUUAUCCUCGAGCUAUUCUUACUCCAAAUGCUAUGGAAUUUAGCAGACUCUAUGAAGCAAUGCUUAGAGAUCCUGUAGAUAACAAUGAUUAUCAUGGCUGUCUGUUAAGGCUCAGCCAAGCCUUGGGGAAUUUGACAAUUGUUCAGAAAGGCGAACGAGACCUCAUUUCAGAUGGAGAAAAAGUGCUUGUAUGUAGCCACGAAGGAAGCAACAGGAGGUGUGGGGGACAAGGAGACAUCCUCUCUGGGUCCCUAGGAGUCCUAGCACACUGGGCCUUUCUUGCGGGACCAGAAAAAACAAAUGGUCAAAAUCCCUUUCUAGUGGCUGCAUUUGGAGCAUGUUCACUUACAAGGCAGUGCAACAACCAAGCCUUUCAGAAAUUUGGACGAUCUAUGACAGCCUCUGACAUGGUUUUAGAAAUUGGAACAGCCUUUAAUAAACUCUUUGAAACCUAAGACCAAAGCAGCGGAAGAGGAAAAAGAAGAACAAGUCUGGCAGCCACGAAAGUUACAGUAGGAUAUCCUUGUACAAUGCACCCCUUUUCAAGUGCUGUUAGCAGUAAUGGUAUACUAGGUAGUUUUUAUUUUUUAAAAUAAAAAAAGGGUAGGUAUUUUUAAAGGGUUUGGAAUAAAUUUUUUUCUUUUCCUUUUUUGGGAUGAAUAAGCUGUAGUUGCAGACGUUAUAAUAAAACAAAACUGAAAGUAUUUCCUCUGUUCUAUCUUACAGGUUGGUUUUUGAGCAAUAAUUACUAGUAGCAAAUAAUAUUCACUUGAUAGGCAACAUAAAGAUCAGCCAACUGUGGAUUCAUGAGGCCCAUGUAUAUGUAACUUGAAUUCAACAGGGCUUAUUUUCUAGUAAGUACUUAAAGGUCUGUGGAGAUUCCCAGUCAUCCAGUCAUGGUUGUCUCAAAGGUGCUUUUUUCAAAAGGCAACUGGACUUUCUUCCUUGAGGAAGAUGAGUUUCACUUCUCAUCCAAGAGGCUUCAUCAAUUCUGACAGGAUGAUGGGGGGAGGAUAGAAGGACCAUAUUUCUUUGCAGUCAUCUGGUCUUUAGCAUUCUCUGAGAACUUACUCUCUGAGACUCAAUGGCUCUCAAAGAGAGUGCUAACGACCAGAUGACUGAAAAUAAAUACGAUCCUUCCAUUCCCCCCCUCUCCACACCCCCAUCAUCCAGUUAGAACUGAUGAAGCUUCUUGAAUUAUAAACGAAAUGUCAUCUUCCUCAAGGGAAAAGAAACACAGUUCAAUUGCCUUUUGAAAAAGCACUUUUGAGAUAAUUAUUUAAAUGUUCAUGGCCCUGGACUUACUAAUUUCAAUGGAAGGAAAAUUAACUAUAUGUGAAGCUCUCCCGUUGAAAUAAAUGGGGUUUUAAAGUACUUAACUUUGGUGGCUUGUAAUACAAUAUUCUUCCACCAGCUCAUCUUCCUAAUUUGAUUUGCAAGAAUUAAUUUGCUUUGUUCUCCUAACAAUUGCAGAGGUUCAGUUCUGUGCACUUAGUAUGCCACUUUUGAUAAGUGCCGUCUUUGAGCAGAGACUGCAUGCAAAUUGCCUUUGACUCCUUGGUCUGUAAAGACACUAAUUUUUGUUCCUUUUUAAAAGGAAAGGAGGGAGGAGGCAUUGCUAGUUUUUGCUGUAAAGCAGCACCAAGAAGCUGUAAAUCAUGGCAUGUGAAAAUAGAAUUUGUUUAGCUGAAUAUAUUAAAGCUUCAUCUAUUAUUCAGUGCUAGUUUAGAACAUAAAACCAAAUCAUUUGUGGAGAAAUCAGGCAUACUUGGAAUUAGGGGUUCAGCAGGUUAUGUUACAAAAGGGGGAAUGUUUUAGAAACAGUUCACCAUAAGCAAUUCUUGCGUAGUCUUUGCACAGAAAUAGCUGUCAAUAGAAAGUGCCCUUCAUGCUUUUAUACUAGCAUUAAAAAUCACCUUGUAACAUACUACUGCACGUGGACGUGUUUUUUAGGGGGGGAAAAAUCACCAGCAUUGAAGUGAUUCAAAAAUGAAAAGUGAAGAAUUAACCUUAAUUGCACAAUAAGAUCACUCAGCAGACUGCAAUUUAGAGAGAAGAUAGUUCAAAGCUCAAUAGCAAUUCAUUCUUAAUAUUCAGCAUCAUUGUAAUAAAGGCUGUAGAACCAUCCAAGAGCAUACAGCUGCCCUAAGUGUAUCCUGUUAGCUUUACUGAAUGAAAAAGCUUAAUUUGGAAUGAUUGAUGAACUAAAUAUUUUGAUUUCAGCAGUUCCAUCUCGUAAUAAUGGUUUUCAAAAGACUGCAUAGAAAGAUGAUGGGAUAUAAUUGGUUUACUUGAAUUAUUAACAACUUGCUACUAUGCAUAUUUACUCAGAAAUAAUGUCCAACAAUUCAGUGGAGCUUAUUCCAAAGCAUAUAUGUGGACAACAAGCCUUAGUGUAGACUUUCUAGUGCUAAAUUAGCACUCCUCUGUGGGUACAAACAGUUGCUGUUGGGGUUUGUUACACGUAACAGUAGUUAAACACCAUUUAAUGCUAACUUUCUUUGUGCAAGCAGGAAAUUGCUCUGUAUAAAUUCAGUGCUUAUGGUUAACAUUUCAAUGCACUGAGAUUUCUACCUCAGAACAAUACAUUUGUUUUCUUUAUAUUAAGAGUCUUCUUUUCUUUGGUUCUAUCGAAGUUCAGAGCACAGCUCAUUAAAAAAAUUAAAGUACAGGUUAUACUCCUUGGAAGUAUGGUUGAGGGAUAGCUCUACUAUAUGUGGAAGAAUAGGACAACUGGGAAGAAAGUACCGGUGGGCCUUGCUUCCGAUUGUACAGACUGGCAUGAUUUUUCUUUCUGAAUUUUUGAAUUGACUCUAAAUAAGAGCCUGUUUCUCUGGAAUCAAAAAUAUUUCAAAACUAGAAUUUGCCUGAAGCAGAUCUCAUGUUGUACUCCUACUUCCAGAAAAUUGCAGAACUUAAUCAUUAUUCUUCCUAUCUGUGUAGGUGACUAGGAUGUUAUAGUACACCGAAGUUUUAUAUGACUAGCAUCCACAUAUAAACCACUCAGUGGAAAUUUUUAUUUCUUGCAUGUUGAAGGGAAUCUACAGUAGGACAGGCAAGUUGUGUCUAAACCCUGUUAUCUCUCAUGUCUGCUCCAUUAUACAAUCUGAAGUUAUUUGAGUUGCAAAAGGAUGAGAAACAAGUCAACCAAUCAAGAAGCUUCAUUUGUGGUUGUUAGACCCAUAAAGUGGAAUGGAUUCCCUGUGUUGUUGAAGUCACAGCAAGAUCUUGACAAAAGGAAGAUGUUAAUCAUACAGUAUAUAUUGUUUUCAGUUAACGUACCAGAGCUCUCCCGUAAAAUGUAAACCAUCAUUAGAGCUGAGCAAUGGGAAAGGUAAAUAUAAGUUAAAUUUUUAGGGAAACCAAAUGUCCAAUUUUUCAGGUGGUUCAAAUGAAUAAACUACAUUAAAUCUGCCUGUUUUUUAUGUUGUUCACUAGUGUAUAAAGAUUUACAUUUGAAAUUUUCUGAAACUGUAGGAGUUUCUUUUGAGGAAAUAAAAAUGACAGAUUGAAAUAA
This is a messenger RNA of Pantherophis guttatus, 5249 nucleotides long. RefSeq names its product NAD(P)HX dehydratase (gene NAXD). The record is from RefSeq and is a predicted model, not a curated record. Gene Ontology annotation, biological process: metabolite repair. Lineage: Eukaryota; Metazoa; Chordata; Lepidosauria; Squamata; Colubridae. Gene Ontology annotation, molecular function: ATP-dependent NAD(P)H-hydrate dehydratase activity.